Molecule: messenger RNA, 1224 nt
Organism: Aureobasidium vineae
Lineage: Eukaryota; Fungi; Ascomycota; Dothideomycetes; Dothideales; Saccotheciaceae
Source: the annotation of a GenBank genome assembly
AUGGACUCACACACCCGCUCAUCGCCCUCGCCGCUCUUUGUCCGCCAGAACAGCCGCUCUCCGCAGCGCCGUGCCACUCCGCCAAAUCCUAAUCCCCGUCUCACUCUACCCCUCCCCGUACCUCUGCCCGCGAUACCGCCUCACUUUCCAAGAGAUGGCUACGACUACCGCCGUCCAGUCUCGUCGGCUCGCUCGAGCACCUCGGCCAACAAUGUCAUCGACCUGACAUCCGACGAUGAUUCUACCGCUCCUGGAAAUGCUCCCGUACCGCAACCGCAACCGCAACCCACUGCUGCACCCGUACCCUUGCCUCGCUUUGGAAGAGAGAUUAUAGACUUGUCUGCAGACAUCAGCCCGGUCCAACCCACCCAUACCCGUCACGCGAGGACAUCAUCAAGUCCCGAGGUGCAAUUUGUUUCCAGCAGACCUCGAUCACGCACCGAUCAACGUGCUCAACCUCUUCCUUCCUUGGACCAGCACCCCGAACAUCGCCGUCAUGCUCCAGAGCUGGUUCUUGACGAUCCAGAGGACGACGUCAUCAUUGCAGGAGAACGUACUGGUGUCAAUCUGCUAGGUCCCUUGGGUGCACAUAGGAGGUAUGGCGGGUUGGUCCAAAGAUUAUUCGACGGAGGAGCCCGCAUUCCAGGUCCCGUCCGAGCCGCAGUUACCACUAUUAUGCGUGGGGGUCCGAUGCCACACUUUUUCGGGGCCGCGAACGACGAUGGCGACAAUUCUCGUGCCGCCAAUAUUCUGGGCAUGGCUGGCAUGCCGGGCUUCAUGAACUACGACACUGUUGGUUUUGAUCUUCUCGGGAACGCCGACGACCAUAUACAACUACCCGUACCAAAGUUUGAUCCGCCACCCNCUGCGCCAGAAGGUUUCACUAGGGAUCCAACCGAGGAAGAUACGAUAGUUUGCCCGAACUGCGAAGACGAGUUGGCUGUUGGCGAGAGCGAGGAAAAGCGUCAAGUCUGGGUCGUCAAAGGAUGCGGUCAUGUAAGCUAUGACAUGCCGAAGCAACAUCUAGAAAAACCACUAACAAAUAUUCUAGNNGUCUACUGCGGUGCAUGCAUGAAUAAUCGCAAAAGAAAGACCAACAGAGGAACCAAAGGAAAAGGAAGGGCAGACGAACCGGUGCUACCACCGCCGUUCUCGACGUGCCAGGCCGAUGAUUGCGGUAUUCGCGUCUCUCAUAAGAAUGAUGUGAUGCAAAUCUUCCUUUGA